AUGCCUAUUGAUAUUAACCUGCUUCGUGUCUCGCGUGGAGGAAACCCGGACUUGGUUCGUAAAUCCCAGAAAGACCGUUUUGCCAGUGUGGAGCUUGUCGAUGAAGUGAUCGCUCUGGAUGACAAAUGGAGAGCUCUUGUUGGAAGCAUUGACAACAUGAAGAAGGAAAAGCGUAUUUUGUCCACUGCUAUCGGAAAGGCUCGCAAGGAGGGCAAAGAUGCAGCGGAGGAAGCCGCAAAGGUGAAGGAGGUGACUGCAAAGAUCGAAGAAACGGAGAAGGAAGUGGAGAAAGUGCGUGUGGAGCGUGAUGCCAAGUUGGGCAAGAUCGGUAACAUAUUAUCGGACACUUGCAUCAUCGACAACAACGAGGACAACAAUGGUGUUGUCUGGAAGUGGGGAACGCCUCGUCCCAUGACCAAGGAUAUGUAUUGCCAUCACGAGCUCUUGUGGAUGCUCGAUGGAUACGAACCCGAGCGCGGAACGCGCGUAGCGGGCCAUCGUGGAUACUUCCUGAAGGGUUCCGCGGUGCUGUUGAACCAGGCGAUCAUCAUGUACGCGAUGCAAUGGAACACAAAGCGCGGAUUCACGCUUUUGCAGACUCCGUACUUCAUGAAUCGCGACGUGAUGGCCGGCGUUGCGCAGCUGGAGGACUUCGACGAGAGUCUGUACCACGUUGAAGGGGAGGAGGGCGAAGAGAAAUAUUUAAUCGCGACGUCGGAGCAGCCGAUCUGCGGGUAUCACAUGGGCGAGUGGCUGGACGAGAAGGAGCUGCCGUUGAAAUACACGGGGUUCUCUACGAACUUCCGGAAGGAGGCCGGAGCGCACGGGAAGGACACGUGGGGCAUUUUCCGCGUGCACCAGUUCGACAAAGUGGAGCAGUUCGUGAUUUCGAAGCCGGAGGAGAGCUGGGCGAUGCACGAAUACAUGAUUCAGAACUCGCGCGAGUUCUACGAGUCGCUGAAUCUGCCGUACCGCGUGGUGAACAUCGUGUCGGGCGCGCUGAACAACGCGGCGGCGAAGAAAUACGACCUGGAAGGAUGGUUCCCGGGGUACGAAGCGUACCGCGAGCUGGUGUCGUGCAGCAACUGCACGGAUUAUCAGAGCCGCGCGAUGGAGAUUCGGUGCGGCGCGACGAAGAAGAAGAACGAGGAGAAGAAGUACGUGCACAUGCUGAACUCGACGCUGUGCGCGCUGACGCGGACGCUGUGCUGCAUUCUGGAGAACUAUCAGACGAGCGAGGGCGUGGAGAUCCCCGAGGUGUUGCAGCCGUGGAUGGGCGGAAUCAAGUUCCUGCCGUUCAAACGACCGCUGCCUCCCGCGAUGCUGAAGGCCAGGGAGGAGAGACUGAAGCAGAUGAAGUAGAGGGAAUGGGAAUAAGAAAUAAGAAUUAUGGAAUGG
This is a messenger RNA of Blastocystis hominis, 1398 nucleotides long. RefSeq lists its product as hypothetical. The coding region runs from base 1 to 1362 and encodes 453 amino acids. The transcript has 3 exons. The record is from RefSeq and is a predicted model, not a curated record. Gene Ontology annotation, biological process: seryl-tRNA aminoacylation. Gene Ontology annotation, molecular function: serine-tRNA ligase activity; ATP binding; tRNA binding. Gene Ontology annotation, cellular component: cytosol. Lineage: Eukaryota; Bigyra; Opalinata; Blastocystidae.